AUGUACCGCGCUGCCUCCGCCGCUGGCGGAAGCGCAGCAAGGUCCUUCCUCCCAAAGCCACAGGCCGCUAGCUCACAAUUGAGCCAAUUCACAAGAGUGAUGGGUAGCCAGCUCUGGGCCUCGCAACGACGAUUCUUCACCGAGGAAGCCAGAGAGCCUGCAGUCGAAGAAAAGAAAACUAUGGUCAGAUCAGUGCGAAAUUCUUUUGGCCUUCCACCUUCCCGCCCUGAGCCCCAGCCAAAAGCCACAGUCUACGUUGGAAACAUUCUCUUCGACAUCACUGCUGCGGACUUGAAGGAAUAUGCUAGCAAGUACGGCAAGGUUUUGGGAACUCGAAUCAUAUAUGAUAGUCGUGGCCUUAGCAGAGGAUUCGGCUAUGUCAAAUUUGAGAGCGUUGAGGAGGCUAAAAAGGCCAUUGAUGAAAUGCACCUUAGCGAAUAUGAAGGUCGUAAACUAAGUGUCAACUUUGCCCAGGUUGACCUUAGGGAUGAACAACCCCAGAGAAAGAUGGAGCCAACCCGUACCAUCUUCGUCGGCAACAUUGCCCACCAAGUCACAGACCGCGACCUCCAUGCCCUUUUCGAUGACAUUCCCAACGUCUUCGACGUUCGUGUUGCUGUUGACCGCAGAACCGGUAUGCCAAGAGGCUUUGCUCACGCUGAAUUCACUGAUGUCGAGAGUGCGAUUGCUGGGUUUGAAAUGUUGAAGGGCCAAGCUCCAUAUGGCCGCCCGCUCCGAUUGGACUACAGCCACAGUGCCAGACGCCCAGGCGAAGUUGACAACUCUAAGGCCCCUGCCGCCAACUUAGAGGGCCAGGCAGAGGCCCAGCAGGAGACCAAUGCAUCCCCGUCCGAGGAGGCAGCUCCCAGAGCCGCUCUAUAA
Trichophyton rubrum CBS 118892 is the source of this 882-nucleotide messenger RNA. RefSeq lists its product as uncharacterized. Gene Ontology annotation, cellular component: cytosol. The transcript is spliced from 2 exons. The coding region runs from base 1 to 882 and encodes 293 amino acids. The record is from RefSeq and is a predicted model, not a curated record. Gene Ontology annotation, molecular function: mRNA binding. Lineage: Eukaryota; Fungi; Ascomycota; Eurotiomycetes; Onygenales; Arthrodermataceae.